Molecule: messenger RNA, 860 nt
Organism: Heterobilharzia americana
Lineage: Eukaryota; Metazoa; Platyhelminthes; Trematoda; Strigeidida; Schistosomatidae
Source: the annotation of a GenBank genome assembly
GAAUUUUAAAACAAUCGAUGAAUAUGAAAAAGGCAAGGGAUAUAAUGGAUUCAUAAAUUUCACUAGUGCUCAUCAGUUGGGAGUAACUAGGAAAAUUUGUUUCAAUGAUACACUAAACUACGAAAUGAUGAAAGCUUUAUCAACAAGCACACACACACAAUAAUGCAAAAUAAAUUAGUCUGUAUCACCUUACCAUUCAAAGGUGACAAUGGACUAGAAGUAGUUAGAUGAAGACUGAAGAAGUAAGUCUAUCAGAAGGACUUAUUACGCAUUACUAAAAAGUUGUUAUAACAAUCAAGCAAAGAUAUGGCUCCAAUUCUUGACAUAUCAAAAUAUAUAUAUCAAUUUGAAAGUACCUGCGGGAGCAAGUACAUUUGUUGUACGGAGAGACGUCUAUUUACUCAAAUGGUUGAAGUAUGCCAAGAAGAAUACCUCAAGGAGCUUGAUAAUGAAACACUUAAUGGAUUAUAGAUAUGAUAUCGAUACCUUACUCACAUGCUAUAAGAUGCGUCGAUGCAAACAAAGAACUUUCUGCCAAACUGAAUACCACCGCAAAUUAUCUGGACAGGUUAACUCCAAUGAAUAUUCUUAAUGAAAAAUUGCAUAUUUCGUGUACUGAGUCAUUAGAUAAUCAAAUAGGUUGGCUUGUUCCUGGUUUCUUGGCGAGAAUUACAGAUGGUCGAUAUGCAUGUUCAGUGUUUUGGCGUCCUUUGAAAGACAAUCGAAAUAAUCAUCAUAAUAAUAAUCUAUUAUCCUGAUUGUAUUGUAAAUAAAUUGUUUUUGAUAAUCUGGUGUUUUUUUUUCAAUUUGUAUAUUUACACCUCGUUUUAACAUUGUAUAGUUUAAUGACUUGAAUGAAC